AGACCCCGAGCCCAUCCAUCCUCCAGGAGGAAGCCUCGCUCAGACUUUUAAACACUAUUCACAAUGAAAUCGCCCCAAAAACAGAUGGGAAAGCGUGAGUGAAACCGCCGGCAGAGGGAGACAUGUCUCCUGCAGAGAGGUUGAAGGUGCUGCUCUUCUUGGCCUUGUUCUUCGGAGCGACUGGGGUUCUCCUCACCCUGCUUUCCUGCGGCACCGAGUACUGGCUGCUGGCUGCGGAAUCCUGUGGCCGUGCGGAGGAGGAAGGAAGCAGGAAGAAUAAGCUCAAGAAUGAAGACAGUGAGAGGGUCUUCCACGAGGGCUUGUUCUGGCGCUGCUUUAUGACUGCUACCUCUGAUUUCUCUAUGUGGGACCUGUGGUUCUCAAAUCAGCCCCUGCCAAAGAUCUGCCAGCCUGCAUUCCUUUUCCCAUUUUCUGUUACGCCCCAAACCUGGACAGAGAUGAACAGUUUACCCUCGGAGCCCUACGAACGCCCCUCUGCCAUCGUUUUUAGGACCUUCUGGAGCAUCUUCCUCAUCUCAGGUGUGGCGGCAGUUGUCAUCGGUGGACUCCUUGUAUUAUGUGCCGCUCCUCUGACCAAUCACAGCCUCUAUAGAGUGGGUGGAGCUCUGCAGAUUUUUGGAGGCUUGUGUCAGCUGGCCGUCAUGACGAUGUAUCUGAUGUGGGUCCAGGUCCUGGACACUCUGGAGCAGUUUGCCCAGUUUCAGAGAUACUCCGGCUGCCCUUCCUACCACCUCAGUGUCCAGCAUGGUCCGUCGUUCCUCCUGGCGCCGGUAUCCGUCUUCUUCUGCCUGCUGGCGGGCCUCCUCUUUAUUCUCACGGGCCGACACGUGCUGGGGUUGCACCUGGACAAAUCACGCCAAAUCCCUGAACUGUCAGAAACUGAGCUGUGAUUGCAGAUGAUCUCCACAGGAAUCUCUUUUCUUUUUCUUUUCCUGCCUGGACACGUCCUGUUUAACAAGUUGCCACAGUUAGCCCUACCACUUGGGCCCAAAAUGGCUCAGGAUUUAUGUUCAUGGUCUCUACUGUGUUCUCUAAGUGCUAUGCAAAACACAUAAAGGUUAACCAUAUAACUCCAAAUGUCUUAUUUUUAAGACAAAUAUUUCCGAGACCUCUGCCUCUUCAACAAAGUCGGUAUCUUUCUGAACGUACAGAUGGAUAUAUUUCACACACCCUAUACACAUGCAGAAAACAUGGGGGAAACUUAUUUUCGGGCCUAGCGUAUCGAUUACGAUUAAAAAUAACAUUUGAAAGCCUGAUUAUUUAUUUUUUAUUAUUUAAAGCAACCAAAAAAGAUUGUCUUUUUUUAAAAAUGUGAAUGUAAAAUGUGUUUAUGAUCUUCGACUUUAAUACAUUUAAGGAAAAAUGUU
Molecule: messenger RNA, 1388 nt
Organism: Fundulus heteroclitus (mummichog)
Lineage: Eukaryota; Metazoa; Chordata; Actinopteri; Cyprinodontiformes; Fundulidae
Product: transmembrane protein 182
Exons: 5
Coding region: 123-911 (262 amino acids)
Cellular component (GO): membrane
Source: RefSeq, a predicted model, not a curated record